This is a messenger RNA of Myxozyma melibiosi, 1899 nucleotides long. RefSeq names its product cytochrome P450. The transcript is spliced from 3 exons. The coding region runs from base 239 to 1849 and encodes 536 amino acids. Gene Ontology annotation, molecular function: iron ion binding; heme binding; monooxygenase activity. The record is from RefSeq and is a predicted model, not a curated record. Lineage: Eukaryota; Fungi; Ascomycota; Lipomycetes; Lipomycetales; Lipomycetaceae.
CUUUGCUAAUGGUAUUUGUAGAUGAUUAUUAUAAGGUAAACAGUCUGCGUCAAUGGUAUAUUUUGUCAGUGUAGUUCGCAUUAUGUAAUGGAACUCCGCAUUAAAGCACGUGCCGUUCGCAAAUCGCAUCGCCCUGUUGGCGCUCUGAGCGUUUUACUCCAUAAUCGCCGGUUCUCCCGUAUUUCUUCCUUACGCCAAUGCCCUCCAUUUCGACUUCCUGAACAGUCAACCCACAACAAUGGCUUUCUGGAUCCGAGUUUUCUCUGGUGGUGCCGUAUUCGAUGUCGCUUUCCAUCUGCUGACCGCUCGUGGCUUCGUCCCCUCCAGCCUGGCUCUCUGGUUUGGUCCUUUUAGCUUCCUGUCUAUGCUGCUCUAUAUCUGCUAUUGCACGUUUAUCUAUCCCGAAUACUUCUCACCAUACAUCGGUCUUCCAUAUCCACCAGGCGCCCAUCCGCUGUUUGGAAACUUUGUAGACUAUGGGAAGCACUACUAUGAGCACGGGUUAGUGAUGGCGGAGAAGUAUCCAGAUCUUCACUUUACCCGUUUCAAAGGCUCAUUUGGCAUGGACGUCGUUUCAUUGUUGACUGCUGAAGCGCAUAGGGUGGUCCUGCAAACAUAUUCAUACGACUGCCCCAAGCCGACACUGGCGCAAGCAUUCAAAGUCGUCAUCGGCAAUGGAAUCGUCUUUGCCGAAGGAGAAGAGCACAAGACUCAGCGAAAGCUCCUAACCCCCGCCUUUGCAAACGCGCACGUGAGGAAGUUCGUGCCAAUCUUCAUGGAGAAGACGCAGGAGGUUAUGAACCUUUUCGACGACAUCGUCAGGGACGGGCCGACGAUUUUCCCUGUCUUUAAAUAUUUCUCGCGGCUCACUUUGGAUACGAUCGGUCUGGCGUCGUUUGGUGUCGACUUCAACGCGGUAGGCGAUGAAGAUAACGAGCUCGUGACUGCGUAUGAGCGAGUAGCUGGCGCAGGCAAGGAUUUUUUCCCAUUCAAUAUGUACGCGCUGGUGCCUGGCUGGAAGUUCGUGCCGACGGACUACAACCGAAACCUCAGUCGUUCACGCAAAAUCUUCAGGUCCGCGGUGGCAAAGGUCUUUGAGCAGAGACAGAAAGUGACGGCGGCGGAUCAUAAGACGGUUGAGGAAAAAGAGGACGCUGAAUAUGUCCAGAAGAACCGGGAUAUUCUGAGUAUCAUGCUCGAGAGUGAUGAAAGUACUUGGUCUGGGCACGAUGUCGAGAACCAAAUCAUGGUUUUCCUAUUUGCUGGCCACGAAACAACAGCAGGUGCGCUCGCAUGGGCCAUGCUUACUCUGGCCAAACACCCUGAUGUCCAGGAAAAGCUGCGCGCCGAGGUCCGCGCAUCUUUCCCCGGUGGCCUGCAAGAUAUCAAGACUGCCGAGCAAAUCGAAUCCCUCAAAUAUCUCGACAACGUCACGCGCGAGCUGUUCCGAGUCAACCCGCCAGUCCUAACCGGUCUGCGUGAAGCCCAACGCGACAUCACUAUCGGCGACCAGACGAUAUACAAAGGUACAGGGGUGCAGCUCUGCUUGAAAGCUAUGAAUUACGACCCAAGGCUAUGGGGUCCGGACGCCGCUGAAUUCAAUCCCGACAGAUGGAACGGCAAUCAGGCGUCGAAUGCGUUCGCAUACCUUACCUUCUUGCAGGGCCCUCGGUCAUGUAUCGGCAAGCGGUUCGCGGAGAUCGAGUUCCGUUGCAUUCUGGCGGCGUUCGUGGCACGAUACAAGUUUGAGGAAAGCGUCGAGAAUCAGCCUAUCCAUCGAGAGUUUGUGGUUACGGUGCGUCCGACGGACGGGCUGCCUAUGAAAGUCAGUCGGGUUGAGGGAUGGUAGAGUAGUAUGCAAACUCAAUCCACAGUGAUCUAUAUUAUCGAAAAUAAUCA